Penicillium psychrosexuale is the source of this 630-nucleotide messenger RNA. RefSeq lists its product as uncharacterized. The coding region runs from base 1 to 630 and encodes 209 amino acids. Lineage: Eukaryota; Fungi; Ascomycota; Eurotiomycetes; Eurotiales; Aspergillaceae. The transcript is spliced from 2 exons. The record is from RefSeq and is a predicted model, not a curated record.
AUGGAGGACAUGACUGGUCCUGCACUUGACGUAAAUGGAAUUACUCUCGACCGAAACACUCGAUCAGUAGCGAACAAACUAGUCGGGUUUCUCGACCUGAACUUUAUUCCUAUGGAGAGAUUGGGAAAAUCAUGCCGAUCCGUCUCAUACGCCUACGGCCGAGGAAAUCGGCACUAUUCUAAGUUCUUCGGCCUUACCCGCGCAGAUAAUAUGUUCCAUACCACACAUCCCCUGUUUCACUGCGCACAUACUAUCCCCGAAGCAGGCGAUCGGCCUGAGCACAAACUGAUGAAUAUAUGGAUCGACAUAGACCCAUUUGAAGCGGAAUCCCGGUGGGCUGUCCCUGAUAACGCGGAUCACUUUAACUUUGGGCCGGACUGGCGCUGCGUAUACAAAGUUCUUGCGGAAGUCGCUGGUCCACUUUCUCCUGGGGUUGAAAAUAAAUGGAUACGGCAAUUCCGUGGUCCGGAGUAUCGUGAUAAUAUAUGUUUUGGGUUCGAACCCAAGUUUGCUGAAGUGAAAGAACAAAGCCCCGUAGAAUGGUGCUGGAGCCGAGAUGCCAUUAUUGGAGGCCUUGCGAUGAGAUUAGACAGGCUUUCCACGAGGACGUAUCUCAUCCUUGCAGACUAG